Messenger RNA from Labeo rohita (rohu), 2434 nucleotides. It is a transcript of the gene noctb, whose product is annotated as nocturnin b. Gene Ontology annotation, biological process: circadian rhythm. The record is from RefSeq and is a predicted model, not a curated record. The transcript has 3 exons. Gene Ontology annotation, molecular function: poly(A)-specific ribonuclease activity. Lineage: Eukaryota; Metazoa; Chordata; Actinopteri; Cypriniformes; Cyprinidae. Bases 170 to 1294 code for a protein of 374 amino acids.
UUCAUCACGAAUCAUUGGUCCUAUGACCUUGCUUUGGUUUACAGCUGUUCUUGUGCAGUAUGCUCGAGGAGGUCACGUAUGUUUCCAAAAGGAGGCAGAUCGCAUCGAUACACGCAAUAACCGAGCUACAAGAGGAAUAUUCAGUAUUUGAAGCCAAUCUGCAUGUUCCAUGGGCAGCAGCACUAGCAGUCUCUACAGUGCCCUGGCUAAGACCGUCAGCAGACCUGCUCUCCCUCCCCCGUGUGACUCCAAUUAUAAUCCAGGUAACGAUCUGGAUCUGGAUCAAGAUCCGGCGGACCCUUCGGAGCUGUUGCAGGAAUGUAAAGAAGUUCUGAGAAACCGGCCAGCCCAGCUCCAGAGAGCUUUCGUUCAGACUGGGCAUGGAGACGCCAGGCAGGCGAUCAGAGUUAUGCAGUGGAAUGUACUGGCACAAGCAUUGGGUGAAGGCAUGGACAGUUUUGUACAGUGCCCCAUGGAUGCUCUGAACUGGGCUGAAAGGAAGUAUUUGAUCCUGCAGGAGAUCCUUACCUACAACCCUGACAUCAUUUGCCUACAAGAAGUUGAUCACUACUUUGACAUGUUUCAACCCAUCCUGGCAAGUUUGGGCUACCAGAGCAGUUUCUGCCCCAAACCGUGGUCUCCAUGUCUGGAUGUGGAGAACAACAACGGCCCAGACGGCUGUGCUUUGUUCUUCAAUCACAAACGCUUCCAGUCACUAAACACAACACACCUACGACUGUCCGCCAUGAUGCUGAAGACCAAUCAGGUGGCAAUCAUUGCUGCUCUACGCUGCCGAGCAACAGAACGGGCGUUUUGUGUCGCGGUAACUCAUCUGAAAGCACGGAGCGGUUGGGAGGUCCUUCGCAGCGCACAGGGUUCGGAUCUGCUACGAAACCUACGAAAUGUUGCACAGAGAAUCGAAACGGAAGAACAAAGCGAUACCGACAUUCCCCUGAUUGUAUGUGGCGAUUUCAAUGCAGAGCCAUCAGAAGACGUCUAUAGGAAAUUCGCAACAUCUAAUCUGGGAUUGGACAGUGCGUAUAAGCAUUUGAGUACGGACGGGAAAAACGAGCCUCCGUACACAACGUGGAAGAUCAGGCCCAGUGGCGAGAGCUGCCACACGCUGGAUUACGUGUGGUAUUCGCACCGAGCGUUUGAUGUUAAUGCGGUUCUGGACUUUCCUACAGCUGAACAAAUUGGACCCAAUAGGCUUCCUUCCUAUAACUACCCUUCAGAUCACCUAUCCCUCGUCUGUGACUUCAGCUUCAAGGAUCCGACGCUUGUUUCCCAAUAAUUACAAACGUGCUUGUUAUUUCUCAAGACAUUUAUCACAAGUCGAGACUUGUGUUGGCACAGCAUUUCUACAUAUUUUUGUUCAUGACUAAUUAACGAUUCAGUCUGUAUAUUCUUGAAGGAACGUAAAAGUGAAAAUACUGUCUUCAUUCACUCACCUCUGUUUUUCUUUGUGCCGUAGAACAUAAAAGCAGAUGUAUUUUCAAUUGUUAGAGACAGUACAGCACAAUAAAAUUUUCAAACUGCAAACUUAAAGUGUUGCCUGAAAACUUGUCACAUCAGGUUUGGCAUUAGUGAUUUUAAAAGCAAUGAUUAGAUGAUUUUCAGAAAAUCAACAACUGUUUCUCACACAAAGCUAUAGUAUGGCUUCAAAAGACUUGAAAUAUAAUCAUACCAGGGUCAGAAAUGAACUUUUCCAUUAAGGGGCAAUAUUUGCCCCCUGGAAUUGACUUCCAGCUGCAUUUUUUACAUUUGUGAGGUCAUUAAACCAUAAAAACAUAUGUUAAAUACUUAAAUUUACACAAUUACUUUAAUCAAUAUUUUAAAAUGUUGUCAACAACAGUUUAUAAUUAUAAGUUAUACAUGUAAAAAUAAAAAGGGAUAAAAGGGCUGAAAUAUUAUGACAAAAUCUUUAUUGUAGAUUAUUGCUCUUUAUUUUGUAAUAAUGAUUAAUAAUAUCGAUAUGGAAAACUGUGUUUCUUUUCUGUAAUCCUGCGAAUUGACACUUCAUUCAUUUUCAUAUUUAAUUUUAAUCGCAACAGCCAUACGUUGUUUAAUUGUGCAGGGGUAUUUAUUUAAUAUAUCUUUUUGUGUUCCACUGAAGAAAGUAAGUCAUUAAAGUUUGGAAAGACAUGAGAGUGAGUAAAUGAUAACAGAAUAUUUAAUUUUGUGUGAUAUUAUUUCUUUAAGCUCUUGUAUGUUCGCGACUUUGAGAAUGUAGGGUUAAAAGCAAAAUUUUUUUUUUUAUUCAUAAUAUAUGACUCAAAUAAAAUCAUGCUGGAAACCUUUUUUUUUUUUUUUUUUUUUUUUUUUGCCUUAUUGGUAAUAUGACCGUGCACAAAUAAAACUAUUGCAUUGCGGUAUUUUCAUUUUGAUGAAAAUAAAGUAUGUUUGGGAGAAUGCAUACACUUGCAUUAGUAAA